GCGAUAGCCGCGCUCGGCGCUCUCCGGCCGCCGCCGCCCCCCACCAUGGGCAACGUCCUGGCUGCUGGUUCCCCUCCCCCCCCACCCACCGCGCCCCCCCCCCUCCUCCCGGUCCCCCCCGGUUUUGGGGGACCCCCCCCCGUCAGCGGCUUGGGGCCCCCCCCCCGCCCCACGGAACCUGGGGGGGACCCCCUGCCCAACCCCGGUGCCUUCGAGGAAUGCCACCGCCGCUGCAAAGAGCUCUUUCCCGUCCAAAUGGAGGGCGUCAAGCUGACGGUGAACAAGGGGCUCAGCAACCACUUCCAGGUGAACCACACGGUCGCUCUCAGCACCCUUGGGGAGUCCAACUAUCAUUUUGGGGCGACUUACGUGGGUACCAAGCAGCUUAGCCCCACGGAGGCGUUCCCGGUGCUGGUGGGGGACAUGGAUAACAGCGGCAGCCUCAACGCCCAGGUCAUCCAUCAGCUGACGUCGCGGCUCCGCUCCAAAGUGGCCUUCCAGACGCAGCAGGCCAAGUUCGUCAACUGGCAGGUGGACGGGGAAUAUCGGGGGGCUGAUUUCACGGCCGCCGUCACCUUGGGGAACCCCGAUAUCUUGGUGGGGUCAGGGAUCCUGGUCGCCCACUAUCUCCAGAGCAUCACCCCGACCUUGGCCUUGGGGGGGGAACUGGUCUACCACCGCCGCCCCGGGGAGGAAGGCACCGUCAUCUCCCUCGCCGGCCGCUACACAGCACCCAACUGGAUCGGCACCUUGACCUUGGGUCAAGCGGGCGCUCACGCCACUUAUUACCACCGAGCUAACGAGCAGUUGCAGGUGGGGGUGGAAUUCGAAGCCAGCACCCGGUUGCAGGACACCAGCGUCGCCUUCGGGUACCAGUUGGAGCUGCCCAAGGGCAACCUGCUUUUUAGGGGCUCGGUGGACAGCAGCUGGACGGUGGGGGCGGUGCUGGAGAAGAAGCUGCCGCCGCUGCCCCUGACGCUGGCGCUGGGGGCCUUCCUCAACCACCGCAAGAACAAGUUCCACUGCGGCUUCGGCCUCACCAUCGGCUAGAGCCUCCUCAUCCUCCUCACCUUCGGCCUCCUCACCGGCGUCCUCCUCUUCCUUCUCCUCCUCUUCACCUUCAGCCUCCUCCCCUUCCUCAUCCUCUUCCUCCUCUUCAUCCUCAUCCUCCUCACCUUCAUCCUCCUCCAUCCCUUCGUCCUCCUCUUCACCCUCCUUCAUCUUCCUCCUUCCUUCCAUCUUCCUCCUCACCUUCAUCCUCCUCCUCACCUUCAUAAGCCUCUUCCUUUCCUUCCUCCUCCUCACCUUCCUCCUCUUCCUUCCUCCUUGCCUUCCUCCUCCUCCCCUCCAUCUUCCUCCUGACCUUCUUCCUCCUCCUCCUCUUCCUCCUUUCUUCCUCCUCCCUCUCUUCUUCCUCCCCACCUUCCUCCUCUUCCUCCUUCCUUCCUCCUCCCUCUUCUUCCUUUCUCCUUCCUCCUCCUCACCUUCCUCUUCCUUUCUUCCUCCUCCCUACUUCUUCCUCCUCUUCCUCCUUCUUCCCCUCUGCUUCCUCCUCCCCUUCCUCCUUUCUUCCUCCUCCCUCCUUCCUCCUCGCUUUCCUCCUCCUCUUCCUUCUCCUCCCCCUCUUCUUCCUCUUCCUCCUUUCUUCUUUCUCCUCUUCCUCCCCCAACACCCCACAGCUGCCGGCGGCCACCGUGUCCCCCCCCAUCACAGGGGGCUCCCCCAAAGGCCACUUUUGGGGGGGCCCCCCCCACCUUAACCCCCCCCCCGGGGGGGGGAGGAAGAAGAGGAGGGGGGGGGCCCCCCAAUUCCUGACCCCCCCAGACAGAGACUGGCUCAAUUUUGGGGUUCGGGGGGGCCCCCAAAAUGUACCGAGGAGAUCUGCCCCCCAAAAAAGUUUUGGGGGGCCCCCCCAGCCCCCCCACAUCGCGGCGCGGGGCUUGAAAUGCUCCAAAUAAAGCAACUGGCCUCGUUUUUUUUUU
Molecule: messenger RNA, 1982 nt
Organism: Grus americana (Whooping crane)
Lineage: Eukaryota; Metazoa; Chordata; Aves; Gruiformes; Gruidae
Gene: TOMM40
Product: translocase of outer mitochondrial membrane 40
Exons: 10
Coding region: 46-1050 (334 amino acids)
Biological process (GO): protein import into mitochondrial matrix
Cellular component (GO): mitochondrial outer membrane translocase complex; mitochondrial outer membrane
Molecular function (GO): transmembrane protein transporter activity
Source: RefSeq, a predicted model, not a curated record